GUUGAUGUUGUUGUUUUCGCUCGCUAAUGUCAUAGUGAAUUGUGUGGAGUGGGUUUAAUUUUUAACUUUUGCGUAUUAUUGUUUCGUUAAUAUCUCAGGAACCAAAAAAGGAACAGUUAAUUAAUAUUCGCAUCGUUCGGUGAACGAGUGAGUGGAAUUUCCGUUGUUUGCACGGGUUACCUCAGGACGGUGAGUGCGAGUGGAGAGUGGAGUGAGCUCGUGCCACAACACAACAACGCACAGCACUGCAGCGUAUCCGUGUUCAGCCCGCGCGACUCGGCUGCUUAGUAGUUUGGCGCCUCAGAGCAGCGUGAGCCAUCAUGUCGGACUCGAUGUCGGAGAGCAGCGAGCGGAGCGCCGAGGAGGACGAGCUGACCCCGGCGGAGCUCAUCGCCAGACUAGAGGAGGCGUGGAUGAACGAGAAGUUCUCGCCGGAACUGCUGGAGAACAAGUCUGAGAUAGUGGAGUGUGUGAUGGAGCAGCUCACUCACAUGGAGGAGAACCUGCAGCGGGUGAAGAAGGGGGAUAUCAAGGCCAGCAUCCACCGCAUGGAGAUAGAUAGGAUCCGCUUUGUCCUGAGCAGCUACCUCCGCUCCCGUCUGCAAAAGAUAGAGAGGUUCUUCCCUCAUGUGCUGGAAAAGGAAAAGUCCCGUGCAGAAGGUGACCCAUCAUUUCUUUCCCCAGAGGAGUUUGCUUUUGCCAAAGAAUAUCUGGCAAACACAGAAACGUACCUGAAGUCCGUGGCUCUCAAACACAUGCCUCCCAAUCUCCAGACUGUGGACAUGGUGAAAGCAGUGCCUGAGCCUUGCCUGGACUCAUUUGUGUUCCUGAGGGUCCGUGAGCGACAAGAGAACAUUCUGGUUGAGCCUGAGACAGAUGAGCAGAGGGAAUAUGUCAUUGACCUGGAGGAAGGCUCCCAGCACCUGAUGCGAUAUUGCACUAUAGCGCCACUGGUGGCCAGUGGCGCAGUGCAGCUUAUAUAAAAAAAGGCUGCUCCUGGACUUCUAUUGCCAUGAGACCAGUUAAUAUCUAAUAGAAACAUCAGCUGUGGUCCUGCUACUUCCCCAGCAGGUUCAGAGCCAUGUUCUUCUGACUGAAGGAGAGGAUGGAUACCUAUCAGAAAAAGGGUAUGGGGUAUGGCAUCUGACCCAUUCUCAGUUCAAGGUUUUAAUCACUAGCAAAACCUGACACUCCCAGAUGAAUUCAUUAAAUACCACUGUCCCUGAAUGUGUGUUUGUCAGUUUGGAAUCAUCAAUAAGGAAUGUAGGAAGCAGAGGUGAGAUUGUGCAAUAUGUAAUUCAUGUAUUGUAGUAAUUUGCAUCUGAGCAGGCAAAUGUGAAUGUCUCUGGUCACGUACACAAUUUGCCAACCUACAUUUUGCAAGAGUUUGAGAUGGCUUUACCAGGUA
Scleropages formosus (Asian bonytongue) is the source of this 1408-nucleotide messenger RNA. It is a transcript of the gene gins4, whose product is annotated as GINS complex subunit 4 (Sld5 homolog). The transcript is spliced from 8 exons. Gene Ontology annotation, biological process: DNA-templated DNA replication; double-strand break repair via break-induced replication. NCBI's taxonomy places the organism in Eukaryota, Metazoa, Chordata, Actinopteri, Osteoglossiformes, Osteoglossidae. The coding region runs from base 321 to 983 and encodes 220 amino acids. Gene Ontology annotation, cellular component: GINS complex. The record is from RefSeq and is a predicted model, not a curated record.